Micropterus salmoides (largemouth bass) is the source of this 2727-nucleotide messenger RNA. RefSeq names its product protein phosphatase inhibitor 2-like. Gene Ontology annotation, molecular function: protein phosphatase inhibitor activity. The record is from RefSeq and is a predicted model, not a curated record. Lineage: Eukaryota; Metazoa; Chordata; Actinopteri; Centrarchiformes; Centrarchidae. Gene Ontology annotation, biological process: regulation of signal transduction.
GCUGGUAGCAGCAGAGGGCUCAGAGCCUCGCUUCAUGAAGGAAGAAGAAGAAGAGGAGGAAGUAGAAGAGAGCAGCGAGGAGGAGGAAGAUGAGAUGACUCCUGAAGAACAAGCCAAAAAGAAGCAUUUUCAGAUGAUGAGGAAGAUGCACUACAACGAGGGCAUGAACAUCAAGCUGGCCCGCCAGCUCAUUGCCAGCGAGCUAGAAGAGGACGAAGACGUGGACGAAGAGAUGAGGGACGACACAGAAGAGGCGAGGGAGGAAACGGAGGAGAUCAAUGUUGACCCACCACAGGAAGCUGAUUCCCUGGACUCGUAGAUGAGGCCCCUCUUCUACCUUCAGCCCUGUGUGUCGGCUCAAGAUGCAGAAAGACAAUGCCACUGCGCUCUGUGUUUUAAUGCCGGGCCGUACAGCAGACACCGCUUCACCACCCAUAUAACAACCCUCAGCAGCCAAUAACCUCCUGGUCACCUGUCUGUCUCUACUAUUCCUUAGAACUGUGCAAUAUAACCUUAAAACACACUGGUUUUUAACUCCCAGAAUCAGUACACACAAGUGAAGCUCCUUCCUCUUCCUCUCUCUCCUGUUGCCAAGAAUCCCCCCCCCCACUCCAACUUCCUCUGAACUGGCGUCGCACUGAAGAAUAUUUGAUUCUGACUCUGCAAGGAGGAUCAAAAAAACCCAGCAGGGCUCCCGUCUGGCUGCUCAACAGUCACCAGGCCGCAGAGCCAGUACGUCAGCCCUGGAGGAAACCAGGGGAAACCCAACGGCCUCACUAAAGGCAUAUCUGAGACAUGACGACGGCACUUAUACUGGGUGCACUUCAGAUGGCUUUUAUUUUUGUUUUGCUUUGUGACCCACCACUCUGUUUGCAUUUUCUCUUCUCCUUUCAGUGUGUUUUGUGACAAAAGUUGGACACUGAUGACCACUUGUAGGUUUUUGUUUGUGUGACUUUACCUGGUAAUUCAGGUAAGUUGUUGACAUUAGCAUGAUGGUGGUAUGACAAUUUAGGAGCUAUAUAUUGGUCGAACAGUAGCUCCUAAACAUAACCUUCGUAAUCUAAAUUACAUUAUUAAAAAAAAUCAUUAUUCAACCAACAAUACAAGUGAAACAACACACAUGGUCCGUAUUAUAUUGGCUAAAUUGUCCCAGGAUGUCUUAUUUUACGUUCUCUCUUUACAAGCAAAAACCUCAUUUCAAAUUCUGGCAAUUUUAAAAGCAUUUAAAUCAAUCAAUCAGUUUAUUUUGUGAAAGAAGAUCUUAAAAAUGUUUAGUCAAGACUGAGUCAGGCUUAUGACCCCUGUGUUUUUCCUGGCCAUUUUAGCUCUUUAAAAUAGAAGUACAGCACAUGCUACUGAUAAACAGGACCGUGUCCCGUGUUUAACAGGCUACAGCUUUCAGCGCCAGGCUCUUAUGUAGGGUAGACAAAGAAGCAACCAGCGCUCAUUGUACUCUCGCGCCCAGACGACCUGCGUAUUUAACUUCUCGUUGCAUGAGAGCUUCACCAGGCAGAAUUUGUGAAGAAGUUCUUGAGGAAAGUACAAUCAUCUAGUUUGUGUUUUAAUUUCUCACCUGGCUUCAAUACACUUUAUUUAAUGUUGUCUGAUGUACUUAAGUGUGUACGACGCAGCUUGGUAAUGUGAAAGAGUUGCCAUUGAUGCUACUGACAAGUUGGUUGAAGCGGAUGUUGGGGAAAGGAGUUAACCACUAAGGUUUAUUGGAGGUGAAUGGUUUUUGUAAUGUCUUGGGUUCCUAAGUGUCAAGAAAGUUACUGCAAAGUCUUAAAAAACUGAUUUGACAAAAGUAUUGAUGAAAAUAAAUAAAUAAAUUGCAAUGGUAAUGUUGUUGACUGUCAGUUUCUGGGGAGUGAUCCUCAGCUACACACUGGAAGGUUUUACUUGGCAGUUGAAUGAAGAACCAAAUGCCCAAAGAGAAAAGUAUGUUGGAACUCUGAGUAUGUCUAGUGUUGUGAUCUCUUAAUGUUCUUCAGACCCUUUAAUUCUUCACUGUGUUGAGCUCUGUAUUACAGAAACACAGGAUCACAGACCCAACAGACGGACUUCUGCAGACGUCCCUUUGCGGUUUAGUUCUUGUAAUUUAGUCUUCGGUGGCAUUUUUUGUCUCCACGUUAAAGUUUAAAGCAACUUCCUUUCGACUAUUUCCCACCAAUCAACAAGCUCACAUUCAAGCAGUUUAUUAUCACACGAUUAUUGUAAAGAAACAGGAAUAGUUAUGUCUUGAAAUACAUUUUUUUUAAUUUUGGUUUAUUUGUAAACCGAUAGAAAAGACAACGGCAGAGAAGCGGAUACGCUCGGUUUAUCUUCUCUUAAGACAAAAGGACAACGUCGUCCGAAACGUAACUGACAUGAUCACCCCAUCGGUGGUUGUUACCUGUCAAAUGUGCCUCUUACGUAUUUAUGUACAUGUGUGUAAAAUGAACAGGCUAUGCCCCAUGUUAAGGUUUUUUGUUGUGUGCCGUUUUUCUUUUGCCUCACGUGUCCAGUGUCUCGCUUUUUACUUUUGCACCACUUUGUUUUGUUUUCUAAGGAUGACAGACUGUUAGGGAGCCCUGUGACUCUGGACUGUGUGUCUGUCUCAAAAUGACACAGAUGUCAAAAUCCAUGUUUAUGUAUUUCCAGUUGGCAUGUUCGAAAUCAUCAGUUGGUUUGUUAUUCUGUUUUGUUUUUGUCUCCUGUCAUUAAACAAAUGUUGUUAGUAACUAACAA